Messenger RNA from Lampris incognitus (smalleye Pacific opah), 3956 nucleotides. It is a transcript of the gene kansl3, whose product is annotated as KAT8 regulatory NSL complex subunit 3. The transcript is spliced from 21 exons. NCBI's taxonomy places the organism in Eukaryota, Metazoa, Chordata, Actinopteri, Lampriformes, Lampridae. Gene Ontology annotation, biological process: positive regulation of transcription by RNA polymerase II. Gene Ontology annotation, cellular component: NSL complex. The coding region runs from base 240 to 2777 and encodes 845 amino acids. The record is from RefSeq and is a predicted model, not a curated record.
CAUGGCGCCAUGUCCACAACAAAAGGAAGUGAGCCUGGACGCGCAUUAAAAUUCACUGUUUUCUGAUGCCUAUAUUUGCUAAAAGCGAAUGCUUUCUCCGUUUUCUAGUCAUUGGUUAAACUGAAGAUUUUAAAAGCCACCACAGCCACGAAGAACAUGGCAGAAUAGAUUCAACCGGUUGUUCUAAAUCCUCAUAGUUGCUGAUCCCUCUGUUGGGCCCUUUUGGGCCCCAGAAGAGGAUGCACCGCUGUGGGGACAAAGACUUCCAGACGUCAGCACGGAAGAUGGGCACAUCCCUACUUUUUCAGUUGUCUGCUCACGAGAGAGAGCUGGAUUUGGUGUUCCUUGACCACAGUUAUGCCAAACCAUGGAAUUCCCACCCAGAUGCCAGUAAUGCCCGGCCUACGAGGACACUCUUUGUUACCCCCCGGCGUCAGCCUGAAUCAUCGUUAGAGUCUGAUCCAUUAAUUGAUGUGGAGACAGACACACCCAUACCUGUUCCACUCUAUGACAACCAUAAAGCUCUUAGUGUGAUGAAGGAGUGUGAGCGGCAUGUCUUGUUUGCUCGCACUAUUGCUGAUAGCCCACCACCUCCUGACGACUGGGAAGAACACAUCAACAAAACUGGAUGGUCAGUGGCACAGAACAAAUUGUUCAAUAAAGUGCUAAAAGCCUUGCAAGCUGAAAGACUAGCCCGGCUGGCCAAUGAAAAUGCUUCCAAUGAGCCAGUCCUGCGUAGGAUUGCUGUGGACAAGUGUGCCAGGAAGGUACGCCAUGCACUAGCCAGCGUCAGUUGGGACACCAAACUGACCCAGUGGCUACAUAACACCCUGAUUGAAUCUCUGAGUCUUGCCAUGCUGGCUGCUUACCUGGACGUGUUGCAGACUCUCAAGAGCAAGUUGCCAACGUUGAUUGACCGAAUGCUACUGACAUCAUCAGCCAAGACUGGUACACCGAGUGUAGAGGCCCUCUCUCUGUUACUGAAACGUCCUUGGGAUCCAGCUGUGGGGGUUCUUUCUCACAACAAACCGAGCAAGCUUCCAGGCUCCCCGCUCAUCCUGAUUGCUCCAUCAGGCCCUACGAAUCCUGCCCUCUCUACCUCACGGCGAAUGAGAUUCUGGCAGUCUCAGCUCUCCUGCUUUGGAAAGGUAAUCCCAAUAAACUCUCAUGUGAACAGCGGAGCCAAUGUUGGCAUCACUCAGUGCUUGGAGCACAUGUUGGGCACCGUCAGAGCCAAAGUAAUGGAAGUUCACAGUCACUUUCCUCACAAACCCAUUAUCCUGGUUGGCUGGAAUGUUGGCGCUCUCAUCGCUUGUCAUGUAUCUCUUAUGGAGUACUUGACUGCUGUGGUAUGUCUUGGCUUCCCCCUGCUAACUGUCAAUGGACAAAGAGGGGAUGUGGAUGACCCGCUGCUAGACAUGAAGACCCCGGUGCUGUUUGUGGUCGGCCAGAAUGCCCUGCAGUGCAGCAUAGAGUCCAUGGAGGAGUUCAGAGAAAAGUUGAGGGCAGACAAUAGCAUGGUGGUGGUGGGAGGAGCUGAUGACAACCUCAGAAUUAACUCAACGAAGAUGAAAAUGGAGGGGCUGACACAAACCAUGGUGGAUCGCUGUAUUCAGGAUGAGAUCGCGGACUUCCUGACAGGAGUCCUGACAAGGGCAGAGGGGCAUGGUUCAAGUGAAAUGAGGGACCUGGACACAGAAAAGAAGAAGAGGUCUCGGCGGGAGCUCCCAUUCGAUAUAGAGAGAGGACGACCCUCCUCCCCUGCUCUGAGACUUCCUAUCUCGCCCUCAGGCUCUGAGGAUCUGUCCAGUGUCUGCAGCAGUCCCACUUCAAGCCCCAAACCAAAGACAUCCGGUUUGUCUCCAGCACAGAAGUCCAGUCUCAUCACAGCCACGCAGCUCCUCAAGACACACAUGCAGCGUUCUGGUGCAGUCCUCACACACAAGCAGGCUCAAGUGCCAUUAUCCAGUGAUCAGACAGAGGGCCUGGAUAGAGAUGAGCUUCGGUCUCAUGGUAAGAGGCGGCAGACACCCAGCCCAACCCCCAGCAAAGCUGCCAAGAGAGCCAAGAUCAAGGUCACCAUUGUUUCCCAAGGUGAGGCAGCAGGGGGCGCCAUGAACCCGGCUGCCCAAGAAGUGGGGGCAUCUGGAAAGCCCCUGGCUGUGACAGUGGGCCAGACUGUGGCUGGAGCCAAAGAACUGUCUGGACUCUUGACAGCCCAACGGUCUGGUAGUCUCUCAGAGGUGUCUAGUUCCCUGUCCCUGGGCUCCAGCUCAUUCAACAGUGUGCAGCCUUGCAUGGUGUCAGGGUCCUCUACACCAAUCCAGGCACAAACUCCUGCUACUGCCCAAGCACCUUCCGCCAGCAGUCUAUUACAAGGCCUAAGCUUCAGCCUUCAGGAGAUCGUCACCAAAGCACCUAGCUUGUCCUCUGCAGCCGCUAACACAGACAGCGGCCAGGCAAUUGGUGGGAAGGGUCAGGUUCUGCACCCCAGCGGUACCAGCAGCAGCACUCUUCUGCGGGCAGUGCCUGUGGUCUCUACAGGGGGGUUAUCUAAAACCACUGCUAUCCAUCAGCUACUUACCAACGGCGGGCUUGCCAAACUGGCUAGUAGCUUACCUGGUCUAGCGCACAUCACCAACCAGAGUGCCGUAGGGCAGAAAGUCCCCACCUCAAUAACGGUGACGCUGCGAGGAGGACAACCAAGUAGAGCAGGAUCCCUAAGCCAGGUCGGCGAGGCUCUGACACUGGCUAGGACCCCCGAUCCCAAGCAGUGACAGCCUCGGCGUUGCGGUUGCCAGCCUGUGAGACGCCUGACAUAACCCCAUCAGUGGCCAGGGGAACCGUGACACGCUGAUAAGAUGAGGCUGCCUCCUCCCCGUCCUGACACACGGUGUGACAAAUGGCACACGUCCCACCGUGCAGCAGAGCCGACCGCGACAUGGCGGUCACCUCCAACUAUCAGAGGGCCUCUCUGCUGGAUCGGUCGCCACCGCAUUUUGUGGAUGAGUGUAUGCUGCGCCAGUAAGCCAUCACACAGAGGGUGUGUGUGUGUGUGUGUGUGUGCGCACGCUCCCUGCCUGUUAGUCUCAGUUCCCUUUCAACUCCUUAUGUUUCAACGGAACAACCAUGAAUGAUGAAAGGCAGAUACACGAGGGUUUUGUCGUUUCUGUGGGAUGCUGCAGCCCAACUGUGUUGCAACAGUAAUGUUUAUCGGGCCUACAAGUUAUGUUCGAGUUCACGUGUCUUUAUCACUUGUCUCUCCCAGUUCUUUAUUGUCAGUAGUUCUGCUUACCUGGCGAUCUCAACUUCCUGCUUUUUGUGUAGAAAAUCUUGAGGUCAUAUCUUUCUUUUGAAAAAAAAAAUAUACACACACACACACACACACACAUAUAUAUAUAUAUAUAUAUAUAUAUAUACACACACACAUAUAUAUGUAUAUAUAUACACACAUGAGAUGACCAUACAUUGUAAUAGAAGGGAGGGCUUAAACAAAGUGUUUAUUGGAGACUCGACCAGUUAACCAGUAUAUUAUGUUGCAUCUUGCCUGUAAUUUAGUAAUUGAUUAUCCAAUGAGCACUUAUUGUUUCAUUAAUUAACUAAAAUCUGCUUUAAGUUGUCAAGAUAACCACUAAAUGAUGUUCAGUGUCAGCGGUAUUUAUAUGAAAAUUUCAAACCACCCGGCGUUAUCUGUUAUCUGAGCAAUUUAAGUGGGCCGUUUUUGUCAAACUGUAUGUUCUUUUUUAAUGAAAUCUGCCUUUCUUACAGCACACCAUUAUGCCAGUACAAAAUGAUACCACCUUUGCUUUUUUUUUGUAUUUUUUUUUUGUGCGUUUGUUCUGAACCUUUUGUCUGAGAAUCGAUGGUGAAAAAGGAUGCCCGAGUUCACUUGUGUGCUGGUUUUGCUUGUUAAAAGAUUUGCCCCAGUGGUCAGAACAAUAAAAGUGGUUGAAGAA